AAUGGCCAAACUUGUAGUUGACAUAAGUAAAUUUGUAGCAUUGAAAGUUUUAUGAGUGGUAGAUAUGUCAUAUGAACUUCAUUUCAUCCAAAGCCAAUAACUCAAAAAAUCAUCCAUGCCUCCAUUUCCCACAUAAAAUCAACCUCAAUUUCCCCCAAAUUCUGCGCCUGAAUGUUUUCGGCGGUACCCUCGCCGUCCGCCGUUCUAUGCCAUGCAGGAGCCCCACCUAGAGGCAGGAACAAUCAGCUCAGCAAAAAUGACCAAAAAUUGCGCAGGAACGCCGGUGCGCUGGGGAACGUGUUGGAAGUCGUGCAGAAGGAUGUGAAGUUUUUGGGAGAUGGUUUGAGCAAAGGAUUGGAAUGGGCGAACAAGGCGUUUCGGAUUCCUGACCUUUCCAAGUCCGUGGAGGAUUUUGUGUGGCUGCGGAAUGCGGAGGAUCCGCAGGCGGCGGCGCUCCGGUUUCCGUCGUGGCCGCAGCCCUGCUAUCCAGAGCUCACUGGUGCUGAUUUGUUUCUGGCGGACCUCAAGGCCGUGGAGGUGUAUGGAUGGUAUCUUUACUAUUUAUCCAAGAUGUGGACAAAGCCUCUUCCUGAAACGUACGAUGCAGAGAAAGUUACAGAGUAUUUCAUCUUGAGGCCUCAUGUGGUGACCCUCCGGCUUCUUGAGGUCCUUACUGCCUUUCUUUCCGCUACAAUCAAAUCCAGAAUCUCUAGGAUCAGUUGUGGCGCAGAGGAGGAUGCUCGCACAAGUGUAUCUGAUUACAAUUUUGGGAUAAUUUUAAAAGACACUAUGCUGAAUUUGGGUCCAACUUUUAUAAAAGUUGGUCAAUCCUUAUCUACAAGGCCAGACAUAAUUGGUCCUGAAGUCUCAACGGCAUUGUCAGAACUGCAUGAUCAAAUCCCUCCUUUCCCACGGGCUGAAGCAAUGAAGAUUAUAGAAGAAGAAUUAGGUUCUCCCGUGGACAUGCAUUUUAGUUAUGUCUCUGAGGAUCCAGUAGCUGCAGCUUCAUUUGGGCAGGUUUACAAGGCAAGAACCCAUGAUGGAUUUGAUGUUGCUGUGAAAGUUCAGCGUCCUAACUUACGCCACAUUGUUGUUCGUGAUAUUUAUAUUCUUCGUACAGGGCUAGGACUUCUGCAGAAAAUAGCUCAACGAAAAAGUGACCUUCGUCUGUAUGCGGAUGAACUAGGAAAAGGUUUGAUAGGGGAGUUAGAUUACAACUUGGAGGCAGCUAAUGCUUUAGAGUUCAUGGAAGCUCAUUCUCAGUUCACAUUUAUUUGUUUGCCAAAAGUAUAUGAGCAUUUGACCAGGAAACGAGUUUUAACUAUGGAAUGGAUGGCUGGUGAGAGUCCGACUGAGUUGCUAUCUGUUUCUUCUGAGGAGUCUAACCAAAAGCUUCUAGAUCUGGUUAACAAAGGUGUGGAGGCAUCAUUAAUACAACUACUUGAGACUGGCCUAAUGCAUGCUGAUCCUCAUCCAGGAAAUUUGCGUUACACGUCGUCUGGGAAGCUUGGGUUUCUUGAUUUUGGUUUGCUCUGUCGGAUGGAGAAGAAGCACCAGUUUGCGAUGCUUGGUGCCGUUGUUCACAUUGUAAAUGGUGAUUGGGCAUCUCUUGUGUAUGAUUUGACGGAAAUGGAUGUUAUUAGACCUGGGACCAACAUAAGGCGUUUCACCAUGGACCUGGAAGAUGCCCUAGGGGAGUUGGAAUUUACCAAUGGAAUACCAGAUGUCAAGUUUAGUCGGGUACUGGGUAAAAUAUGGUCUGUUGCUCUAAAGUAUCACUGCCGCAUGCCGCCAUAUUAUGUUCUUGUCUUGCGGUCUCUGGCAUCUCUGGAAGGAUUGGCAGUAGCUGCGAAUCCAACGUUUAAGACGUUUGAAGCUGCAUAUCCGUAUGUUGUUCAGAAGCUUCUUGUUGACAAUUCUUCUGCUACGAGGAGAAUCUUAUACUCGGUUGUCUUCAACAGAAGAAGAGAAUUUCAAUGGCAAAAGCUUGCUGUUUUCUUAAGAGUUGGAGCAACCAGGAAAGGGCUGCAAUCAUUGGUGCCACAAAAUAGUCGUACUUCUCUUGUGCAAUCUGCAAAUGGAAUCUCGCCUGAAGUGAAUCUCACAAAUCUGGCUUUGAAAAUUCUACCAUCCAAAAAUGGCCUUGUUUUAAGAAGACUCUUGAUGACUGCAGAUGGAGCUUCACUGAUUCAAGUGCUCGUUUCAAAAGAGGCGAGUUCGUUCCGCCAACAGCUUUGUCAGGUGGUUGCAGACAUACUAUACAAAUGGAUCUCUGGAGCUGUAGAGAAAGGUCUCAAUAUCCUCAAACUCAGUUCUCCAUUCACGGCGGCCAACAGCAACCCACAAGUAUCUUCUACAAACGAUGAAUACGUAUCCAUCCUCAGAGAUCGUCGUCUCAGAGUGAUCUUCUUCAAGUCUUUCAAUUCUGCAAGGAAAGAUCCUCUUUUGCUAUUGAGAUUCUGCUGUGCUUCUUUCUCGAUGUUCUUCCUGGCGUCAGCUAUGGCUUGUCGGAGAGUGUUGGCUGCCCUCAUCGAAGCUUAUUUGAGUCGAGCAUCCUAUAACUCGAAGCAAAUCGCUACAGCUAACUAAGGUACGUACUCGGACGCCGUGACUGUUUCUUCUUCAAGCUUCUCAUAAAAAGAUGAUGUGAGGUGCAAAACAUCUGCUGAAGAUUGUAUACAUUUUUAACACUGUAAAUAUGUAUACGGUAUACCAUGUAUAAAUUAUAAUACAUCCUUCAAAUUUUAAACCUAAUAAAGGUAUAAUGAAAUGCAAGUAUGAGUUA
Salvia miltiorrhiza (redroot sage) is the source of this 2785-nucleotide messenger RNA. RefSeq lists its product as uncharacterized. The record is from RefSeq and is a predicted model, not a curated record. Lineage: Eukaryota; Viridiplantae; Streptophyta; Magnoliopsida; Lamiales; Lamiaceae. The transcript has 16 exons. Gene Ontology annotation, biological process: protein phosphorylation. Gene Ontology annotation, molecular function: ATP binding; protein kinase activity. The coding region runs from base 172 to 2589 and encodes 805 amino acids.